GUUUUCCUGAGAGCUUUUCCUGGCUAUCGUUUCUGGGUACCAGUGCCUCCGUGAAUGUGAAGAUUUCUGACGCCAGUCGUUAGUCCUAGUCGAGAUCAAGCCCCUACUGCUACUGAGCAACUUUCAUCCAUGACGGCCAAAAUCACCGCACACACCGUCGACGCAGACGCCAACAAGGAUACGCAGACGCGUAUUUUUGACUUAAGUGCAUCGUACGCUCCAGAAAUACUCGAAUUCUGGGUACAUAAGCAUCAUAUAGCCAAAGCGGAGGCCGAUUCUCUGAAGGCAAGAAUGUCGCUGGCGCAACAUGAUAUUAGCCCCCUGCAACAAGAAGUUCGACAAGUCUCGGACUUGAUCUCAGGAGUACAGGGUGAAAAUGCACAGCGCAGGACGCACGAGCAAGAGCUCCGCGAUCUUCUUGGUCGGACACAGACUGAAUUACAGGUCUUGAAGACCAGAAUCGAGAACAUGGAAAAGGAUAAGGAAGGAGUGGCUGUAAAAUUACUCCGGGCUGAGAGCGCCGGAGCGGACGGCGAACAGCAGAUCAAGAUGCAUCAUUUGCAAGCUGAGAAAUUGUCCCUAGAGACGCAAAAUAAUAGGCAGAGAAAGGUGGCGGAGAUGUUCCCAAAUUCUGGGUCCUUCUUUGACCCAGAAACGGUGGCCUACGAUGCCAUUACCCUCGAACCAUCUCGGAUGCAAAUGCUCGUCGAUAAACUACCUUGGAAAAAUGAAGAUGGAACCGCUAGGAGUUCACUCUGCUUUCUUCCCCGACCUCCAGCCUGCAUGCCUCUACAUGUCACAGCCUGCGGCCAACACGGAUAUUGGUUCAGCCAUCCAUUCACACUCAGCCCUGAUCAGCCGUUCGAACUGAUCGUUGAAGGGAAGCUGGGUCAGUGGUUAUAUCUUGGCCGGUACACCACAAAGGAAAUGGAAGAUUAUCCUAUGCAACUUUCAGAGUGGAUGAUACUUGAUGACGCAACUAAAAAUCAAUACUGCGUCCAACGUGCGGCCUCGAUGACUUCUGGCCAUACUGUCCCAUUCACGGCAAUACUCGACAUAAAAAGCAGUCUCGAUUCUGGAAUGCUCAAUGUCCCCUGCUUCAGCUUGCUCUGCGUUGGUUUCUCUGUAUACUUCUACAACGCUCUGAAGACUGUAGCGGCGGACUUGGCAGGGAGCCCGAUUCAGACGAGGGAUCUCGUGGGCACUCCAAAUGAGGGGUCUCAUGAGCCGUAGGCGAAAUGGUCGGUAGAGGUUUUGGUAGGCUACUCAAUCAAAUAUGUGCAGUUUUCC
Molecule: messenger RNA, 1290 nt
Organism: Stereum hirsutum FP-91666 SS1
Lineage: Eukaryota; Fungi; Basidiomycota; Agaricomycetes; Russulales; Stereaceae
Exons: 7
Coding region: 130-1233 (367 amino acids)
Source: RefSeq, a predicted model, not a curated record